This is a messenger RNA of Erinaceus europaeus (western European hedgehog), 6526 nucleotides long. It is a transcript of the gene RAB3GAP2, whose product is annotated as RAB3 GTPase activating non-catalytic protein subunit 2. The transcript is spliced from 34 exons. The record is from RefSeq and is a predicted model, not a curated record. The coding region runs from base 162 to 4067 and encodes 1301 amino acids. Gene Ontology annotation, biological process: regulation of GTPase activity. Lineage: Eukaryota; Metazoa; Chordata; Mammalia; Eulipotyphla; Erinaceidae.
GUUUUUAAACAGGUAAAUCAACAGGCUGGGAAGAUGACAACUGGGGAGCAUGGGAAGAAACUGAAGUCCAGGAACCUGAAGAAGAGGAAAGUACUGUGAAAACACAAAAAACCUCCUGGCUUCAAGAUUGUGUUUUAUCCCUAUCUCCAACCAGUGAUCUCAUGGUUAUAGCUCGGGAGCAAAAAGCUGUAUUUCUUGUGCCAAAAUGGAAACAUAGUGAUAAGGGGAAAGAAGAAAUGCAAUUUGCUGUUGGUUGGAGUGGUUCUCUAAAUGUCGAAGAAGGGGAACGUGUGACCAGUGCUCUGUGUAUCCCCCUGGCCAGCCAGAAGAGGAGCUCCACUGGCCGCCCCGACUGGACCUGCAUUGUGGUGGGCUUUACCUCGGGCUACGUGCGUUUCUACACAGAGAAUGGUGUGCUCCUGCUUGCACAGCUGUUGAAUGAGGACCUAGUGCUGCAGCUAAAAUGCAGGACCUAUGAAAUCCCACGACAUCCGGGUGUGACUGAACAGAAUGAAGAGUUGAGUAUCUUGUACCCUGCUGCCAUUGUGACUAUUGACGGCUUCAGUCUUUUUCAGUCUCUUCGUGCUUGUCGAAAUCAGGUAGCAAAAGCUGCUGCAUCAGGCAACGAGAACAUACAGCCACCGCCGUUGGCUUAUAAGAAAUGGGGCCUACUAGAUAUUGACACUAUUAUCGAUCAUGCUAGUAUUGGUAUUAUGACCUUAUCCCCUUUUGAUCAAAUGAAGACUGCCUCCAACAUAGGCGGAUACAAUGCAACCAUUAAAAACAGCCCUCCUGCCAUGUCUCAGUACAUUACUGUGGGGUCCAAUCCAUUCACUGGCUUCUUCUAUGCUUUGGAGGGAAGUACGCAGCCAUUAUUAUCUCAUGUUGCAUUAGCCGUUGCAAGUAAACUCACUUCAGCUUUAUUUAAUGCUGCCAGUGGUUGGCUUGGUUGGAAAAGUAAGCAUGAAGAAGAAACCAUCCAGAAGCAAAAACCGAAGGUCGAGCCGGCUACCCCAUUAGCUGUAAGGUUUGGACUUCCAGAUUCCAGACGCCAUGGUGAAAGUAUUUGUCUGUCUCCAUGUAACUCACUGGCAGCAGUAACUGAUGAUUUUGGCAGAGUUAUCUUAUUGGAUGUAGCUAGAGGGAUUGCAAUACGCAUGUGGAAAGGGUAUCGAGAUGCACAGCUUGGUUGGAUCCAAAUAGUAGAGGACCUCCAUGAAAGAGUGGCAGAAAAGGUGGAUCUCUCCCCAUUUGGGAACACUCAGGGGCCAAGCCGAGUAGCUCAGUUUCUUGUCAUCUAUGCGCCAAGACGAGGGAUUUUAGAAGUGUGGAGCACUCAGCAGGGCCCGAGAGUAGGGGCCUUCAACGUGGGAAAGCACUGCAGACUUCUGUAUGCUGGCUAUAAGAUAAUGGGCUUAAAUAACGUUACCAGUCAGAGUUGGCAGCCACAAACCCACCAGAUCUGCCUUGUUGACCCCGUGUCUGCAAGUGUGAAGACAGUGAAUGUUCCUUUCCAUCUAGCACUGAGUGAUAAGAAGAGUGAACGAGCAAAGGACAUGCACUUAGUGAAGAAGCUGGCAGCUUUACUGAAAACCAAAGCUCCCGAUCUCGAUUUGGUUGAAACAGAAAUAAAGGAGUUAAUUCUUGAUAUUAAAUACCCUGCAACCAAAAGACAAGCUUUGGAAAGCAUUUUGGCAAGUGAACGUUUACCAUUUUCCUGCCUCAGAAACAUCACUCAGACUCUAAUGGACACUUUAAAUAAUCAAGAGCUUGAGUCUGUGGAUGAGGGAUUGCUACAAUUUUGUGCUAGUAAACUGAAAUUACUCCAUCUUUAUGAGUCUGUUAGUCACUUAAAUUCUCUCAGUUUUCAGUCAGAAACACCAUUCUCUGAUAAUGACUUGGCUGUGUUACUAAGACUUGAUGAAAAAGAACUACUUAAGCUCCAGACACUAUUAGAAAAAUAUAAACAAGAGGACACCAGGAUUACGGUCCGAUUUUCUGACUAUAAGGAUGGUGUGUUGCCUAGCAAAGCAUUUCUGGAAUAUUUAGAAUAUGAGAAGGAUGUGAUCAACAUAAAGAAGAUGAGUGAAGAUGAGUAUGUGGCCUUAGGUAGUUUCUUUUUCUGGAAGUGUUUACAUGGAGAAAGCUCCACUGAGGAAAUGUGUCACACUCUGGAGUCUGCUGGACUCAGCCCUCAGCUGUUACUGUCUCUGCUUCUGAGUGUUUGGCUCUCUAAGGAGAAAGAUAUUCUGGACAAGCCCCAUUCUGUUCACUGCCUCCACACGAUGCUAUCCCUGCUGAGCAAGAUGAAAGUGGCCAUCGAUGAGGCCUGGGAUUCGCAGUCUGUGUCCCCAUGGUGGCAGCAGAUGCGCACAGCUUGUAUUCAGUCAGAGAACAAUGGAGCUGCCCUUCUGUCUGCCCAUGUGGGGCACUCGGUGGCUGCGCAGAUGUCCAACAACAUGACAGAGAAAAAGUUUUCCCAGACAGCUGUGGGUGCGGAUUCCGAGGGCCUCACUGAUUCCUGGGAGGCCCUUUCUCUGGACACUGAGUACUGGAAACUGCUGCUGAAGCAGCUGGAGGACUGCCUCAUCCUGCAGACCCUCCUGCACAGCAGAGUGGGCACCCGGCCCUCCAAAGUGUCGUCACUGCAGGCUGAGCCUCUGCCGAGGCUGUCUGUAAAGAAGUUACUGGAAGGUGGAAAAGGUGGCAUUGCAGACACUGUAGCCAAGUGGAUAUUUAAACAGGACUUCAGCCCUGAAGUAUUAAGACUGGCAGAAAGUGUAGGCGAGCCCAAAGAAGACAUUAGCAGAGGCUUAUCUGAGGCAUCUGACAUGGAAAUGGACUUGGGCACCAUACCAGAUCUGCUGCAUCUGGCCUAUGAACAGUUCCCCUGUAGCCUGGAGCUGGAUGUGUUGCAUGCACACUGCUGUUGGGAAUACGUGGUUCAGUGGAACAAAGACCCAGAGGAAGCACGUUUUUUGAUUAGAUCAAUAGAACACUUGAAGCACAUUCUUAAUGCGCAUGUCCAGAACGGCAUCUCACUGAUGAUGUGGAAUACUUUCCUGGUUAAAAGGUUUUCUGCUGCUACAUACUUGAUGGAUAAGGUGGGAAAAUCACCAAAGGACAGGCUGUGCCGAAGGGAUGUUGGGAUGAGUGACACAGCAAUGACCUCUUUCCUUGGCUCCUGCCUGGAUCUUCUUCAGACGUUAAUGGAGGCAGACGUGAGCAGGGAUGAGACGCAGGCACCCGUCCUGGACACAGAGGAUGCCUGGCUGGCAGUGGAGGGACCCAUCUCCAUUGUGGAGCUGGCCCUGGAGCAGAAGCACAUCCACUACCUGCUGGUGGAGCACCAUUCCAUCCUCUGCUCCAUCUUGUAUGCGGUCAUGAGGUUUUCUCUGAAGGCGGUGAAGCCACUCUCGCUGUUUGAUAGUAAGGGGAAAAAUGCAUUCUUCAAAGAUCUAACUUCUAUUCAGUUAUUACCCAGUGGGGAAAUGGACCCAAAUUUUAUUUCAGCACGACAACAGUUCUUACUAAAAGUUGUGAGUGCGGCUGUCCAAGCCCAGCAUUCCAUGGUGAAGGACAGAGAUCCUUCAGAAGAGGCACCACCAGCUCCUUUGAGGAAAGAUCCAAACUGGCCGGCUCUAGCUGUGGAUUUGGCCCCUCACCUCCAAGUUAGUGAAGAUGUUGUUAGGAGGCAUUACGUGGGGGAACUCUACAACUAUGGAGUUGACCACCUGGCAGAAGAGGCCAUCCUCCAGGUUCAUGACAAAGAGGUCCUGGCCUCUCAGCUGCUGGUGCUGACGGGGCAGAGGCUGGCCCAUGCACUGCUCCACACCCAGACCAGGGAGGGCAUGGAGCUACUGGCCAGGCUGCCCCCCACCCUCUGCACCUGGCUGAAGGCAAUGGACCCCCAGGAUCUUCAAAACACUGAAGUGCCAAUUGCGACAACAGCUAAACUUGUAAAUAAAGUCAUUGAGCUUUUACCAGAAAACCAUGGGCAGUAUAGUUUAGCCUUACACCUCAUUGAUGCUGUGGAAGCCAUAUCUAUUCCUGUUGACACUUUAUGACACUUAGCUACUGAAAACUAAAGUCAUGGCUGUAACAUGAAUUAGUGCAUGGUUAUUUUACAUAGUAAGAUUUGAAGUUUAAUGAAGGGAGUUGAGUUUUUCUUUUGUAAAAUAAAAAUAUAUGUAUUGAUUUUUUUUUUUUAAAGUUCUGGCUAAAUUCUACUCCUUUGGUUAAUUCUGAAGACAAAAGUAUAAACAUCAACUACACUAUUAGUUACUAGUACAGAUGUUUUAUUUGGAACUCAAGCACCUGAAUAGCUUGUUAUACUUUGCUUUUUAAAGUGGGUCAUAAUUUACAGAUUAUGUUCUUAUAAGACUAUAUUUCAUACUGAAACUGUUAUUGCUGUAAUUAAAUAUAAAUUUGUUCAUACGUAGUCUUACCAGUUGAAGUAGAGAAUCACCCUGCACUCCUGUAAGAAACAGGGAAAUGCUUGUUACUGUGUGUGCCCCAGCGGAGCUGGAGCUGGAGCUGGAGCUGGCAGGUCCCGUCCCCGGAGGUCUUACUGUUUGGUCAGAGGACCUUGACCUUGCUUGUGGAGGGGAUAAUGGCAAGAUCACCUUGUUCAUCAGAGUGACACUGAAGAGAACCUAACCUGCUGUAUUUGCCAAAACUGAGAUGCAAGCAACACAGUGACAGGAAUUAGAAUACUAACUGGGAUUUGCGUUUUGCCAAGAUUCAAAAUUAUAUCCAUUAUCAGGUAGUUGUAAAAAUGUAUUAUUUUGUAAAGGUUAUGUUUUGAAAAGGGCAACAAUCCUUAAAAAAAAUUUAUGUCCAACUUAUUUUUCCUAUGAGUGUUUAGAAAUACAUGCUUCUGGGAUCUGAUAAUGUAAUCUGUUCAUGAGAACAGUUCAGAAAAUGCCUAGUGAUGCUACAGCUUUAGUAUACCUACCUCACAGCUGGCUUGAGAAGAUAAAAUGAAACUGACUUUGUACCUGUUAGUGCCUGGAGCAGUUCAAGUGCUGAAUAAUUUGAUUAAGACCAAUUUUACCAACACUCUGUAUACAAAGUGCUUUGAGCUCUACAAACACUGGUGUUUAUUAUGGCAUAUCUUUGGAAUGUAGCCAUACAGGGAAAUUUUGCUGUCUGUCACAGAUUACUAUUGCUAUUCACAGUAACUCAUUGUGAUAAAAAAUUUGUUCAGUUUCUUUCUUCACCUAUAAGAAACCAGCUCUAGCAGUUGUAAAAAGUUAAGGAGUAUAUCCUUCAGGGAUAUAAAGAAAAGGUCUACUACUUGAGGAUAACACCAUGUAAAUUCUCUUAGAAAGAUUACACCCCAAUAGGAAUUUGCCUGUUUAAAACUUGGCUUCUUCAGGUAACGGGGGAGGGCCUGUCAUGAAGACUGUCCCACCUCUGCUUGGCUCUCUGCUGCCCCAACCAGACACAUUCACAGGAUUCCGUGUAAAUUGUCCCCAGCACCUGUCCAUCUCUAAAGAUUAGUCAUUCCUAUCUGUUUUUCUAAAUACUGUUAGUAGUUAGAGGCAGGUCAAAGUAUUAUAAACUAGCACUUUGAUUCCAUCACUACUUUGCGGGGAGGGGAUCCUUAAGCAUUUUAAAUAAGACAAAAUUAGGGACUGAGAAUAUUAAUAGGCUUAAAUACGGUUCAUGGAGCCACACCAAAUUACAUCUCAAGUUAGAUUUGUAAUACUAGAAUUUAUCAUUGACAGAAUUUUGAAAUUUAAGAAAAGCAGUUAGAUAUUUUACUAUUUACUAGCAAUUGUUUUUAACUUAAAUCUGAUAGGAAGAAAGGAAAGAGCCCAAUAAAAGGAACAGAUCUUAUGAAAUGGUGGUUUCUGAAAUCAAGGCCGUGUCAGGUUGCUUAUACUAGUGGAAGCCAGUGAGCAGUAGUAUUAAACCAGCCCCACAGCUACCUUUUCUCAUCAAAUUGGCAUUUUUGUACCUUGUUAAAUUACAAGAAACAUCUUCAAAUAAUCAUAUGUUCUGUACUACAGAUAAAAAGGUAGAGCUAGAAAACCAAGGACAAAUGAAGAUGAGUAAAAGACUAUGCUAAAUGCACCAUAAUUUUGCAAAAAGACAAAAUAUAUGAAGUUUCACAUUUGUCAUAAAAAUUCAUGUAAGGUCAAAGUAAACACUAGUUACAAUUAAAUUGCUGUCUUGAAAAACAGUUGUAAUUUUAAAAAGCCAGUAAUACUAAGCUUACAUGGAGUGUUCACUUAGAUGUUGGUUUAUUUAUGAUAGAAAUCUUUUUCAAGCACUCAACAGUAACAGCAAAAUCCUCUCACCCUGAUAGGAAGGGGUCUCUUUGGCUCUUGAUAGUUAAGAUUUCUGCACAGUAGACUUAGCCAUCCUUAGCAAGGUUCUAUUUCAAUACUGAAUUGUUUAUAAAAUGCUCUAUUACCUAUUGUAAUGUACUAUAAGUAGUAAUUCUGUAUAUACUGCUAUUUUCUGUGUUCAUUAUUGUGAAUUUAUGUAUAUCAGUGAAAUAAAUUUUCAGCUUUCA